AUGCAAACAUCCAACUCGGCCGGCGUGCCCGCCGCCGCAGAAGUGUUGUCAGCAGCGGGAGGCCGGCACAGCCCGCUGUUCGACGAGCUGCGGUGGGUGAUCCACAUCCGCAGCCUGCUGUCGACAGACGGCGGCGGCGACGACGACGACGACGACGACAGCGGGAUCGCGGUGUCGGUGUUCAACGUGCCGAAGCCGCUGCUGGCGGCGCGGCCGGAGGCGUACGUGCCGCAGCUGAUCGCGGUCGGGCCGUACCACCACUGGCGGCCGGAGCUCUACGAGAUGGAGCGGUACAAGCUCGCGGCCGCCAAGCGGACGCAGAAGCACUUCCGCGCCGCGGAGUUCCGACUGCAGCAGUUGGUCGAGCAGUUUGUGAAGGUGGAGCACAAAAUCCGUGCACACUACCACAGGUAUCUCGAUUUCAACGGCGAGACGCUGGCGUGGAUGAUGGUCGUCGACGGCGCGUUCCUUCUCGAAUUCCUACAAAUCUACGCCAUCGACGACGACGAAGACAAGGCCCUUAAAAGAGUGUCGUCGAGAAUGGCGCACCUGGUCGACUUUGCGGGGCGCAAAUCCGCACACAAUUCGAUCCUCCGUGACUCGAUCAUGCUCGAAAACCAAAUCCCCCUCUUCCUACUACGAAAGAUUCUGGACCUGCAGUGUGCUUCCGCGCAAGACUCCAACAAUCUGCUCGAUCGGAUGCUCGCGGGGUACGUGAAGGAGCUUUGCCCCUUCAAAAUGAUGGAGAGUUUCGCGAGCAUCGACUCGACAAAGCACGCGCACAUACUCGAACUCCUCUACUACAUUCUAGUGCCCGAAUCGGACAAGUCGGAUGACACCGCCGUCGAAAUCGAGGAACAGAACGAUGCGACCGAGCCAAACGAGCAAACGUAUGGCGGGAAUUCGAAUUCGAGCUACGUCAAGCAACUCUUCGACACGGUUUGGAACUUCACGUUGGGGCUCAACGGGAGGCCGAUACAGUACGUCAAGCAAGUGAUCGUCUCGAGGCCUAUACAAUUUAUCGUGAAAGCGCCGUGGAACAUCCUCACUAGCCUCCCGGGCCUUUCGGUGUUGAAACAACCAGUAGAGUACUUGUUCUUUUCGUCUCAAAGCGAAGAGAACUCGAAGCAAGAGGACCCGACUUCGUCGCACAACAUAAACAAGCCGCCCUUGGUCGAGGAGAUCACGAUCCCUUCCGUGUCGGAGCUCGUUGAUGUCGGCGUUAAGUUUUCGCCCACUAAAGGUGAUAUCCACACGAUAUCGUUCGACGUGAUGACCGCGACCUUUUACCUUCCUACGAUAAGUUUAGACAUAAACACCGGGGUUAUACUACGGAAUUUGGUAGCUUACGAAGCUUCUACGGCUUCUGGGCCUUUAGUAUUCACCCGAUACACCGAGCUGAUGAACGGAAUUAUCGAUACAGAAGAAGACGUAAUGUUGUUGAGGCAAAGCGGGGUUCUAGUGAACCGAAUGAAGAGCGAUCGAGACGUCGCGAAUUUGUGGAACGGAAUGAGCAAAUCGAUUCGAUUGACGAAGGUGUCGUUCUUGGACAAAGCGAUCGAAGAUGUGAAUAAGUAUUACAAUUCUCGGUGGAGGGUUAAGACCAAAAUGUUCACGAAGAAGUACGUGUUCGGAUCGUGGCAGUUCUUGACGCUUUUAGCUGCGAUUCCGAUGCUGUUGUUGACAACUUUGCAGGCGUUUUGCUCGGUUUAUACUUGUUCGCGAUUCUUCGGUGUCGUCAAUGUGGUGAAGCAAUAG
Ananas comosus (pineapple) is the source of this 1758-nucleotide messenger RNA. RefSeq names its product putative UPF0481 protein At3g02645. NCBI's taxonomy places the organism in Eukaryota, Viridiplantae, Streptophyta, Magnoliopsida, Poales, Bromeliaceae. Bases 1 to 1758 code for a protein of 585 amino acids. The record is from RefSeq and is a predicted model, not a curated record. The transcript has 2 exons.